Messenger RNA from Cladocopium goreaui, 1294 nucleotides. The record is from the annotation of a GenBank genome assembly. NCBI's taxonomy places the organism in Eukaryota, Dinophyceae, Suessiales, Symbiodiniaceae.
AUGAUAUUGUUACAUGAUGUUACAUGUGAAUGUGAAGGUUGCCAUUCCUUGAGGUCGUUAGUCUUGGAUGCUGUUAAGCAAAACGGUGGGGCAUUUGCCUACGCGGACCCUUCACUGCGUGCUGAUAGAGGUUUGGCCUUGGAAGCGGUAAAGCGCAGUGGUCUGGCUUUGCAGUUUGCCUCAGAGACUUUGCGACAUGACAAGGAGCUAGUGAUGCAGGCAGUGGAACACUGCGGGUUUGCUUUGCAGUUUGUACCUGAGAAACUGCGUGCAGACGUGGAGAUUGCGCUCAAAGCCGUGAGGCAGAAUGGCGACGCAUUGAAGCUUUUGCCAAAAGAAUUGAGGGCGAAUCAGAAGCUCGUUUUGGAAGCUCUGAAAUCAGGACCACCACCUUCCAUCAAGGGAGGUCAAAAGCCAAUGGCAACGUUCCUUGAUGGCCUGCACCUGGUGGAGAAGAACACCUUCCUUGAAGUGGUUGAUGAAAAGGAGCCGCAGGGCAAGGUGAUGCGGUCCAUGUCGUGGCAUGAUGGCGACUCCAACGGCACGCGCUCCUCUGACCCCGAGACAGAGAAAGCGACAUCAGCUUCAGACGGCGGCUCUCAUAGCCUGCUAGCCUCCACUUCCAUUGAGACCCAUGAAACCCAUGAAAUUGGCGAGAUCCGUGAGAUUAAGCAGGUGGAGCAAGUGGAACAGGUGUACAUUCCCUCAGACCUGGCUCCCAGCGCUAGUGUUAUUCCGAGCAUCGUGGAUCCAAUGCAAGGUGCCAUGCGUGGAAUUGGUGGAGCUCCUGGGCAUCAUGCGCAUGCAAAGAAGGCGUGCAAACCUUGUGUUUUUGCCGCCAGCCGCACAGGAUGUGCGAGUACUAUUUGUGAAUUUUGCCAUGACCAUCACUUCUCUUGCGGUGGGAGACGGCCUCGCAAGGAAACCCGUGAGCGAUUCAAGGAAGCGGUUGAGUCAGUUUUCGCGAGGCAGAUGGAUUUCAACGAUCGUUGUCAGAUUCUGCAAGCCAUGGCUCAGCAAAGCCCCUACAUGCGUGGCAUUAUCGUAGGACGGCUCGACCAGGAAUGAGGCCUCAUGGCAGUUGAAAUUCUGAUGGAGCUCCCUGGAGGAGAAAUGCACGCUGACAGGUCCGGGACGAUCUGUUGCCGGACCUUUAUGGUCAGAGGGAUGGGUGCCAAGGGCAGACCUCCCUAUUUGUUUCAAAACUCAAUUCCGAAAAUGGAUGGAAACUGCACAUUUAGGUGCCCCUUUCCGUUGUUUCAUCUUGGACUUCCAGGAUUGGGCAAUGUGACAC